UUUUAAUGAUUUUUAAUAGUAUUUUUUAUAAUUUUCGAAUAAUUUUUAAUAUUUUAAUUCAAAUUAUUAUAUGGCCUCUUAUUUUGGCACAAAAGGAAUGCAACAAAGUCUAUCCAUUACGAAUCGGAAGCCUCCCUUGCAACUGUAACGAAGGAUGGUACAAUUUCUAUUUGCCGGACACUAGCAAAACUUUGCGCGGCUAUUAUGCCAUAGAUAAAAACGACGGGUCAAUCAUAUUAAAAUUCGGAGGCAGGGCUUCUAAGAUAUGGGAUUAUGUGAAUGAGAAGGAUAGAAACUUUGAAUUGAACUUGAUACCUAAACUGGUUUUCGAUUUAGGAGUAAAAUUAAGUGAUACCAUUCCAACCAUUCAAACAGAUCUACGAUUAGACUUUAACGCCGCGCGUACCUAUAAUCCUUCUUACAUAAUCGUAAGAUAUUUAAAUGACCUAUCUCAAUCUUACAAAUUGUGCAUUGACUCUUAUGUAAGACCCCCUGGGUACACCAGUGUUGUGUUUGAUGGAAAUUCUAGGGUAAGAUGCUACGGAAAACUGGGGCGAAUUAUCACAGGUUGCGGUAAAUGCGGACUUCCUUUCCUUGCAGAAUUUUCCAGACCUUUUAUCAUUGAAAAGAUAAUUAUGUUAUCAAGUGGGGAUGAGUAUUCUAGGUCAAACCUGGGUGUACGAGACUGGAGGGAAUAUGGAAACACUUACAAUGUAAUGGGAAGUUAUUACUAUAUCUCAUUCAAACUGAAUGAAUGCUCCUUUGCCUCAACUGAUUACAUCGCGGAAGAUUUAGUGACCACUCCAAGCAUUGUACGCACACCCAUCGCUAGAGUCAAACUUACUGAUUCUAGUAUCGAAGAUAUCGUGACAAAAACUACUAAAAGAAUAACGUAUGAACUUCCAUCUCAAACUACCAAAACUUCUACUUGGUGGACGACCAAAGCGACGACGUCAGUCACUCUCACCCCAUCUUUUGACGAUAUCUAUUCUGGUAUAUGUGGUAGGGUAACCAUCAAUAAAACUAUUACUAAAGAGCCAUUUUCCACGGGAAAAAACGCUAGGCUUAUUCCCGCCAAUCAAAGAAUCAAGCCAUUCUACAGUUCUCGAAAUAAGGAAAAAUAUAAUAGAAAUAGAUAUCUUAAACCUCAUUCACGUUUCAUGGGAGGUAGAAGACGUAAGAAACCAUUUCCGAAAUUAUAUAUUACCCCUUCAACUCCUUAUUGGGAUGACUAUCAAACUGAAUACCCUUAUACCGAAGAAGAAUAUACUCCCUAUAUGGAAGAUGGUUAUGAAGAGGUUUUUGGAAGAUUGAUGAAGAGGUCCACUCUCGAAGACGAGGAUAGCAAUAAAAAGAAAAUUGAAUCUAGAAUCUUUGGCGGAACAGUUUCCUUGGCAGGAGCUUGGCCCUGGCAGACUAGCAUAAGAUGGAGAGGGGAACACAUAUGCGGAGGCUUUUUGAUCAGUGACAGACAUGUGGUAUCGGCGGCCCAUUGUUUUUUGAGAGUGAAUAUUCACGAACUCACUGUUCAUCUCGGAACCCUUAACAAAAACGGAACAGACAAAACCGAGCAAAUUCGAAGAGUCGUUAAGCUGUUUAGACAUCUUUAUUUCAACAAAAUUAAAAGAUUUGAUAGCGACGUCGCGUUGCUUCAUCUAAACGAACCCGUUGUCUUCAACGAAUACAUCUCGCCUAUAUGCCUACCUAAAAUUAAACCCACCAAAGAUCUAUUCUGUCAAGUCACGGGGUAUGGAACAACUAAAGGUGCUGGUAAAGAAUACGUUUUAAAUGAAAUUGCCGUGCCCAUUAUUCCCAACUACGAAUGCAAUCAGCCCGAUUGGUUGAACGAUCGCGUAACAGAAAAUAUGCUGUGCGCUGGGGGCGAAUUGGUCGACGCAUGCUCUGGAGAUAGCGGUGGGCCAUUGGAGUGUCUAGGAGACGAUGAUGUAUGGUACGCGACGGGAAUUGUUUCAUGGGGCAUAGACUGCGGAAAACCUAUGAAGCCCGGUGUUUACACGAGAUUGAUCACCUUCGUGAACUGGAUAAAAGAUAAAAUGAAUCAAUAAAAUUCCGUUACGUUUUAAAAAAAAAAAAAAUUUUAGGCCAUUUAAAAAUAUUGCCAUUAGAUUUUUAUGAUUAUAAAAUUUUUCAUUUAUUAUUAUUGUAUAGUAUAGUCUGAAUUUUUUAUUUU
This is a messenger RNA of Gordionus sp. m RMFG-2023, 2191 nucleotides long. RefSeq lists its product as uncharacterized. Lineage: Eukaryota; Metazoa; Nematomorpha; Gordioida; Chordodea; Parachordodidae. The transcript has 9 exons. Gene Ontology annotation, molecular function: serine-type endopeptidase activity. The record is from RefSeq and is a predicted model, not a curated record. The coding region runs from base 6 to 2066 and encodes 686 amino acids. Gene Ontology annotation, biological process: proteolysis.